AUGGCAAGCAUGGAUCGUACAACAAUUUGCAUGUGGUCAAAGGAACGCCCCACCUGUCUGCCCGUAAUUCUGGGGUACAGGGGUAGGCAGCUGCUGCAUUGGGAAAAGAGGCAUGUGCACAAGAUGGGUCCGCUGGAGAUGAGGCGUCGUCAACUAAAGUCGCAGAAUAGAGCUGUUGGGAGUGCUGAAGAUGAGAGAGGUUCAAGCAUGUGA
Molecule: messenger RNA, 213 nt
Organism: Fusarium odoratissimum NRRL 54006
Lineage: Eukaryota; Fungi; Ascomycota; Sordariomycetes; Hypocreales; Nectriaceae
Exons: 3
Coding region: 1-213 (70 amino acids)
Source: RefSeq, a predicted model, not a curated record